GAAGGACCUAGGGCUGCAGGGGGACGUUUCACCUGAAGGACUGCCUCGUUUCAACAACAACUUUAUGGCUCCCGGAAGUGCCUCUUCCCCGUCCCCUUCCUUUCCAGCCUCACGCCCGUGGGCUGCAGUUGGAACGAUGGCGGCGGCAGCUGCCGCCGGGCCUAGCCCGGGGUCUGGACCUGGAGACUCCCCAGAAGGGCCCGAGGGGGAGGCCCCGGAGCGUCGGCGGAAGGCGCACGGGAUGCUGAAGCUUUACUACGGCCUCUCGGAAGGGGAGGCAGCGGGACGCCCCGCGGGGCCCGACCCCCUGGACCCGACUGAUCUGAACGGGGCGCACUUCGACCCGGAAGUUUACCUAGACAAGCUGCGUAGAGAGUGCCCUCUGGCCCAGCUGAUGGACAGUGAGACGGACAUGGUGCGGCAGAUCCGGGCUCUAGACAGCGACAUGCAGACCCUGGUCUAUGAGAACUACAACAAGUUCAUCUCAGCCACAGACACCAUCCGGAAGAUGAAGAACGAUUUCCGGAAGAUGGAGGAUGAGAUGGACCGGCUGGCCACCAACAUGGCAGUGAUCACCGACUUCAGCGCUCGCAUCAGCGCCACGCUGCAGGACCGCCACGAGCGCAUCACCAAGCUGGCAGGGGUCCAUGCGCUGCUGCGGAAGCUGCAGUUCCUCUUUGAGCUGCCCUCGCGCCUCACCAAGUGCGUGGAACUGGGCGCCUACGGGCAGGCGGUGCGCUACCAGGGCCGCGCGCAGGCCGUGCUGCAGCAGUACCAACACCUGCCCUCGUUCCGCGCCAUCCAGGACGACUGCCAGGUCAUUACGGCCCGUCUGGCCCAGCAGCUGCGGCAGCGCUUCAGGGAGGGCGGCUCAGGCGCCCCGGAGCAGGCAGAGUGCGUGGAGCUGCUGCUGGCCCUGGGCGAGCCUGCGGAGGAGCUGUGCGAGGAGUUCCUGGCGCACGCCCGCGGCCGGCUGGAGAAGGAGCUGAGAAGCCUGGAGGCCGAGCUGGGGCCCUCGCCUCCGGCUCCCGACGUGUUAGAGUUCACCGACCGUGGAGGCAGUGGCUUCGUGGGCGGCCUCUGCCAGGUGGCGGCGGCCUACCAGGAGCUGUUUGCGGCCCAGGGCCCAGCAGGUGCCGAGAAGCUGGCGGCCUUCGCCCGGGAGCUGGGCAGCCGCUAUUUUGCGCUGGUGGAGCGGCGGCUGGCGCAGGAGCAGGGUGGUGGUGACAACUCACUGCUGGUGCGGGCGCUGGACCGCUUCCACCGGCGCUUGCGGGCUCCUGGGGCCCUGUUGGCCGCUGCCGGGCUCGCAGACGCUGCCACGGAGAUCGUGGAACGAGUGGCCCGCGAGCGCCUGGGCCACCACCUGCAGGGUCUCCGGGCGGCCUUCCUGGGCUGCCUGACUGACGUCCGCCAGGCGCUGGCAGCGCCUCGCGUGGCUGGGAAGGAGGGCCCUGGCCUGGCCGAGUUGCUGGCUAACGUGGCCAGCUCCAUCCUGAGCCACAUUAAGGCCUCUCUGGCAGCAGUGCACCUUUUCACCGCCAAAGAGGUGUCCUUCUCCAACAAGCCCUACUUCCGGGGUGAGUUCUGCAGUCAGGGUGUCCAUGAGGGCCUCAUCGUGGGCUUCAUCCGCUCUAUGUGCCAGACGGCUCAGAGCUUCUGCGACAGCCCUGGGGAGAAGGGGGGUGCCACACCACCUGCCUUGCUCCUGCUGCUCUCCCGCCUCUGCCUGGACUACGAGACGGCCACCAUCUCCUACAUCCUCACUCUCACUGAUGAACAGUUUCUGGUGCAGGAUCAGUUCCCAGUGACGCCCGUGAGCACACUGUGUGCAGAGGCCAGGGAAACGGCGCGGCGACUGCUGACCCACUACGUGAAGGUGCAGGGCCUGGUCAUAUCACAGAUGCUGCGCAAAAGCGUGGAAACUCGCGACUGGCUCAGCACUCUGGAGCCCCGGAAUGUGCGGGCUGUCAUGAAGCGGGUGGUGGAGGAUACCACCGCCAUCGACGUGCAGGUGGGGCUCCUGUACGAAGAGGGUGUUCGCAAGGCCCAGAGCAGCGACUCCAGCAAGAGGACCUUCUCCGUGUACAGCAGCUCUCGGCAGCAGGGCCGCUACGCCCCCAGCUAUACCCCCAGUGCCCCGAUGGACACCAACCUCUUGAGCAAUAUCCAGAAGCUAUUCUCUGAACGUAUUGAUGUGUUCAGCCCUGUGGAGUUCAACAAGACUUUCUGCCUCAUCCCAGCUAUUUCCAUCGUAUGUCUCCCGGGCCCCUGCUUGGAACUUGGGUGCCCCCCCCAACACCUGCUGUCCCCAAGCUGCAUCCCUGUGUCCCUGCGUGCAGGUGUCGGUGCUGACUGGCAUCAUCAAGAUCAGCCUGAAGACGCUGCUGGAGUGUGUGCGGCUGCGCACCUUUGGGCGCUUCGGGCUGCAGCAGGUGCAAGUGGACUGCCACUUUCUGCAGCUCUACCUGUGGCGUUUUGUGGCCGACGAAGAACUCGUGCACUUGCUGCUAGACGAAGUGGUGGCCUCGGCUGCCCUGCGCUGCCCAGACCCUGUGCCCAUGGAGCCUAGUGUGGUCGAGGUCAUCUGCGAGCGCGGCUAGGCGCAGCCGCUGCUAUGCACCGGCCUGUCCCGGCACCCCAUGGCACCCAGGCUCUGGUCUCGGUGGUCCUUCCCCGCAGGCAGGUGUCAGGACCCGCCUAAUAAACAUGUGUGGCCUCCC
Messenger RNA from Pongo pygmaeus (Bornean orangutan), 2723 nucleotides. It is a transcript of the gene VPS51, whose product is annotated as VPS51 subunit of GARP complex. The transcript is spliced from 10 exons. Gene Ontology annotation, cellular component: membrane; GARP complex; EARP complex. Bases 65 to 2572 code for a protein of 835 amino acids. Gene Ontology annotation, biological process: endocytic recycling; retrograde transport, endosome to Golgi; Golgi vesicle transport. Lineage: Eukaryota; Metazoa; Chordata; Mammalia; Primates; Hominidae. The record is from RefSeq and is a predicted model, not a curated record.